AUGAAGCGUAGCACUUUGCUGAUGCUCUUGGCGUUCGUGCCACAGCUGAUGGCGAGUGAAAGUGUCACGAUUCGAGGGUCCCCGCCGAAUCACACGAAGGAGCUGAAUCGCAACAUCAUCAAUACCGUGUUCGAGCGGACGCGCCCGGCCGGAAGUGAGAGGCGCGGGCGGGAGGUGACGAUACUUGGGCUGUUCGAGCUUAGCUCGAAGGGAGGCGAACGGCGGGAGGGAUUCAGCGAGCUGGCCGCUGCCCAGCUGGCGGUGCAGCACAUCAAUCGGAGAGGUCUGCUGUUGGGCUACAAAUUGAAGCUUAUCACAAACGAUACAAAGUGUGAUCCAGGAGUUGGCAUCGAUCGUUUCUUCCAUGCAUUGUACACCCAUCAAAGCAAGCGAAUCAUCAUGGUGUUGGGAUCGGCCUGUUCGGAAGUUACCGAAAGUUUGGCGAAGAUCGUCCCUUACUGGAAUAUACUUCAGGUUUCGUUUGGAUCGACCGCACCAGCGUUGAGCGAUCGACGUGAGUUCCCCCUCUUCUACCGUACGGUGGCUCCCGAUUCCUCGCAUCACCCGGCGAGGAUAGCGUUUCUGAUGCGCUUCGGUUGGGACACUGUGGCGACAUUUUCACAGAACGAAGAAGGAUACUCGCUAGCCGUGAAUGAUCUGGUGACGGAGCUGGAAAGGGCCAACAUUACGUGUGCCGCCACCAUCUCCUUCGCGGAGACGGACUUCAAGGAACAGCUGAAGCUGCUGCGGGAUCGCGACAUACGCGUGAUUAUCGGGAGUUUCUCGCACGAAAUUGCUCCCAAAGUGUUCUGUGAGGUCUACAACCUGGGUAUGUACGGUGCGGAGUACGCCUGGAUCCUACAGGAUACACACAUCUCUUCGUGGUGGCUUUCACCACCCGACUCGUGCUCCUCGAAGGCGCUGCUGACGGCGGUGGAAAACUUAAUCAUAGUUUCCAGCUACAACAGCAUCGUCGGCAUGGGGACGGCGCUCAGUGGAUUAACAAAUGAUAUCUUCCUGCAAAAGCUACGAGACAUGAACGUCACUGGUGCCGUGUCCCAGUUUGCCCCACAAACCUACGAUGCGGUCUGGGCGAUGGCUCUGGCACUUCGAGGUGCCGAAAAGACGUGGUCACAAAAGCGCGCCAACCGGGUCCACCUUGCGGACUACGACUACACGCGGUAUGACAUCGCCAAGGAGCUGUUGCAUCAGUUUGACUUGCUGACAUUCAACGGGAUCUCCGGACCGGUAUCGUUUGAGGGCGCGGAUCGCAUCGGUACGACCUCCUUCCAUCAGAUCCAGCGUGGCCAGCUGCAGAUGAUUGCUUUCUACUAUCCCAAGAAUGCAACACUCGACUUUGGCUGUUGGUAUUGUGUGCCUGUUGUGUGGGCCAGCGAGCAGGUUCCGAUUGCUAAACGUGUGCUGAAAUUACGCGUGGAUACGAUCGACCCGUUGGCGUUCUACACCGUCGUGAUACUUUCGACCAUCGGGAUUGGCAUUUCGUUUCUAUUUCUUGGGUUGAAUUUACGCUUCAGGAAGCUCAAGGCCAUAAAGCUGUCCAGUCCCAAACUGAGCACCAUCACAGUGUGCGGAUGUAUUCUCGUCUAUACGGCCACCAUUCUGCUUGGACUCGAUCACUCGACGCUACCCUGGUCCAGUGUUACCUUCUCGACGAUCUGCAUGGCUCGAAUCUACUUUCUUUCGGCCGGGUUCUCACUCGCGUUUGGUUCCAUGUUCGCGAAAACGUUCCGAGUGUAUCGUAUUUUCACCCAAAGUGCUGGAGGUUUGUGUCGCGAUAAGAUCCUCCGCGAUACCCAACUGAUCUCCGUCAUCGGAGCGCUCCUGCUCGUCGAUGCGUCGGUGGUUUCCUUCUGGAUGGCAGCGGAUCCGAUGGAGCGCCAUCUGCACAAUCUCUCGCUGGAAAUAAGCACCACCGAUCGGAGUGUUGUGUUCCUGCCUCAGGUGGAGUUGUGUCGUUCGAGGCAUUACGAGAGCUGGCUGGGGACACUGUACGCGUACAAGGGACUCCUGCUGAUCGUCGGCGUUUAUAUGGCGUGGCAGACGCGCAACGUGAAGAUAUCGGCCUUGAAUGACUCGCAGUACAUUGGGAUCUCGGUGUACAGUGUGGUGAUAACCAGUGCUAGUGUGGUUGUCCUGGCGAACCUGCUCUACGAGAAGGUGACACUUGCCUUCGUGAUAACGGCCGGUUUUGUGCUGAUCUCGACCACGGCAACCCUUUGCCUACUGUUUCUGCCGAAGAUAAAGGAUAUUUUCGUGAAGGGCGAAGUGUACGAUCCGAUCAUUCACAGUAUGGGGUUGAAGUUGGAGUUUAACACGCGGCGGUUUGUUGUGGACGAUCGGAGAGAGCUCCAGUUUCGGGUGGAAGUACAGAACAGAGUUUAUCGGAAGGAAAUCGAGAUGCUGGACGCGGAAAUCUGUCGCCUGGAGAGAUUACUCGGGGAGCGCUCCUUGGCGAGUUCGCCUCGAUCGUCCGAAACGAACUUGCAGGAAACGCGCCCUUGUGUGAUACCUCGUGCAUACGGAUCCACCGGACUACCGAUGUUGCUGCUCUCGGUUCUCCCACCGAUCAUUCCCCGAGCCAGCUGGCCAUCGGUUGACCCCAUGCUAUCACCAAUGAAGCGCAACAUCGCGUUCAGUUCGCAACCAAAAAUCGACCCUACCACGACCAGAGAACGGAUCCUAACCUCUAGCCGGAGUGUCUUCGAGGAUCAGCCAGCGGCAACGAGCGGUUCCGGCAACGGAGUGAUGGGCAAGAUAAAACACAUGUUCACACCGAGAGUCCACAAGACGCCUUCGGUAUCCGUGAUUGGUCCCACGGCAACCAUCCGCAAGUCAACGCUGACGGUUUUCAACGAAAUCGACACCGAGGAUGACUCCUCGUUCGCCGUUCCGCAGUCGAUCUACACCAUCACCGCACCCAAGAGUGACGAACUGAACUUAACCGGGUCAGAACCACGGGUUAACUUCAUUCUACCCCCAAACGGGAAGCGCCGUGCGUCGAUCGUACAGCAACCGGGUGCGGUUCGUGAGCGGAUUCGAGGAUCUCCCCGGUUUCCGCACCGUAUCUGCCCGCAGACGACCAGCCUGACCGAGUUGGGCAUCGAGCGUCCGCGCAUCAGCUUCCUGACGGUGAAAAGUUGUGAACAGAUCCACGGCAGACAGUGUGAAUCGCGAGCCAAGUGGAAAUCGAUGGACUCCUUUUCGAAGAGCAUCAGCUCACAGUAGUAUAAGGCCGCUAUCCGUUAGGCAAUACCACCCUCUAGAGUCCUUGUUAACGUAAACAAACUCCCGACCAAAGAUGCUCAAUAAGAUGUAUUUAUUCGCAUGCUUUCUUGCUCGGAAAAUAUAACAAACAUUCCAACACCUGUA
Molecule: messenger RNA, 3390 nt
Organism: Anopheles coustani
Lineage: Eukaryota; Metazoa; Arthropoda; Insecta; Diptera; Culicidae
Gene: GABA-B-R3
Product: gamma-aminobutyric acid type B receptor subunit 2
Exons: 7
Coding region: 1-3246 (1081 amino acids)
Biological process (GO): gamma-aminobutyric acid signaling pathway; G protein-coupled receptor signaling pathway
Cellular component (GO): membrane; G protein-coupled receptor heterodimeric complex
Molecular function (GO): G protein-coupled GABA receptor activity
Source: RefSeq, a predicted model, not a curated record